Molecule: messenger RNA, 1725 nt
Organism: Symbiodinium sp. CCMP2592
Lineage: Eukaryota; Dinophyceae; Suessiales; Symbiodiniaceae
Source: the annotation of a GenBank genome assembly
AUGGUGGCAUUCAACCUCGACGUCGACAUGACACUUUCCGAUCGCCAGAAAUUCUUGAUGACGCUGGCGCAGAGAUUGAAUGUGGACGGCGGCAAGGCCUGGCGUUCUUUUGUCGGCAGUGGCCGUGGACACACAACUGGGCUAUUGGCGCAGGCCCGUUACUGGGCCAGCAGUGCAGGUCUGGCAAAUCGCCCAGAACAGUCGACUAGUCAAGUCAAGCACAUCUGCCACAGCCCCGAAAGCCAUCACCAGCAAGCAUGGCUGCAAACAUUUCGCGACCUUCGACAAAGCGACGGCCAUGCGGAGGCAAAGCAGCUGCUGGCGUUUUAUCUCUCGGCGCUGAGUGGUACGCAGACAGUCGAGCGCUUCAUAGGUGCCAUGGAGAGUCUCAAGAGGCAAAGACGCACCCUUCACGAUCGGUCUCUCGAGGCCUCUAUGAAACUUGUCUUGAUGGACUUGGGCGGCCGUCGCCGACAGCGUCUGGACCCGUUGGCACUCCUAUCCAAAUCUGCGCCUGGAAGGACGUCUGGCCAGGCCACCGUCCUUCACCCUUCAACGCCAUAUCUCUUGCGAGCUCAGAAACUCUAUGGCCAGUGGUUCGGUGAACGGGCAUCUGCAGGACGUUCCCUUCAAGUUGCAAGUUUGUCUGAACUUGGCGUGGCCCAGGUGAAAGCCAAAAAACCUCGCCUAGGCGGGCCGCGGACUCUGCAGAACGAUUCAGAGGCAGCCCAACUUGGGCAGCACAGACAAUCUUGCAUGGCAGCCAUCAGUCAACUUCAGUCUGGUGCUGGCACGGAGACGAUCCUGGGUGCGGAGCUUCCUCGACCAGAGCCACAGAAGCAAGUGCUGUCUCAGAUGGCGGAUGCCGCUUGGGAAAUGUCGAAGCGGCGCAAGACAAAACAAGAUCCCGAGCCUUUGCCUGUUAUUGCUGACACCGUAUCCACUCCGACUGCCAUGGCCUCUUUGCUGGCUGGAAAGCCUUCUUCUGCCUCGUCAUCGUCCACGUCAGUGCCAGUAGAUGAUGCAAUUGAUUGGACGCAAGCUGUCAGUGCCGUUCAGAAGCAAGCGCAGGUGGCCUUGCAGAGACAGCAAGCCCAGGUGCAGGGGAAACCUGGCCAGCCCACUGCAUUCGUUGAUUCGAAAGGAGGAGGGAUGACUGUGAUCCCAGACGGUCCUGUCUCAGAGCCGCAGCCUGGCAGGAAAGUCCCAACAUUGCCAUUGAAACCAAUUUUGUUGCGUGGCCCUGGUGCGGAGAAAUCAUCUUUGAAGGGCUGCAUUCCGGCAACAUUUCCAGACAAGCCAGACAUUGUGCUGGUGUCGUCUAUAACGAGUCACUGGGAAUCGCCGGAGGGCCUUCUUGCCCGCUUAGAAGGCGCUCGUUUUCGUGACCUCGAGACAUCCCGUGAGGUGUUCUUCAGGGGAGCUACACAGUGUCAGCAUUUCGUGCUCUACGUGUCCGACAGCUUUGCGAAGCAGCACCCCGUGCAUUUGCAAGCCCUGGAAGCAUGUGCUAGCCGCAGUCCCCUGAUGUUUUCAAGCCGUGCCAAGGGAAAGGUCAAACGGCUGGAAGUGCAUACUGGAUACACGGCUCUUCCAGAAGAGCUUUUGUUUCCAGAAUUCACCUAUCUUCUCGUGGCAAAAGUCUCAGAGGGUGAAGAGGGUGCGAAGCACCAGCUGGAUUUACGCAUGCUGCUCAACCGCUGCAGCCGCUGCUAUGCUAACUAG